This is a messenger RNA of Durusdinium trenchii, 921 nucleotides long. Lineage: Eukaryota; Dinophyceae; Suessiales; Symbiodiniaceae. The record is from the annotation of a GenBank genome assembly.
AUGGGCUCCUCGCGGAUCUUACGAUGUGGCUUGAUUCUGCUCGCCUCCGCGCAGUCCUGUGAGCACGAGUGCACUGAGGGGGCUGAGAUGGCCCUCGUCCAGAAGCGGCUCAGCUUACAGGCAACGGAGGUCAAACCCUGGGACCGGCGCGUCUACCUAGUGGGCACCAGCCACAAAGCUGGAAGCCAGUUGCUUCGCAAUAUCAUGAACUGGGCUUUUGACACCCUAGGUGCCAACAUGUCCUGCCAGAAAGGAGGACGUGGUGUUCCAAUCACGUCUCCACACAUCCAUGUGGAUUGCGAUGAGCAUCCGUUGAACAUUCGCUUUGACAACACGGUGAGUGGCAAGGACAUCGUGAAGCUUCGGAACGAGACGCGGGAGACGGGCGGCUUUCGGGGCGUGAUGAUCAUCCGCGAUCCGUUUGAAAUGUUGAUCUCGGCUUAUUGCUACCACCACCGUGGGGCUGAGCCGGACAGUAUCUUGGCUCCGGACAACAUCACGAAGAUGCCACCUGCUGAGGGUGUGCCGGCCAUGGCUCCAGGCAUGCUGGGAGUGAUCAAGAUGAUGGAGGCAGCCACGGAGGUGGCAAGGCCCGAUGUCAUUGUGAUUCGCUAUGAGGCGAUCACCGCGAGCUCUGAGAUGUUCAAUCGUACUGUGAAGAACAUUGCUCAGUUCCUCUUCCGUGGUGAGAUCACUCAUGAUCAGAGGCUGCAGAUCCUGGAUGCCGCUGUGGUGGAAGAUCUGAACCGGGAAGGCGAUGAGGAAGGGAUGUCCUUUGACAUACCUUCCUCGUCCAACAUCCCCAACCACACCAACGAUGAUUUGGAGAUGGCGGAAGCCAGAGAGGCCUUGGAGUUGCUACCUGCCGCAGGGCUGCAGGUCGAAUUCCAGCACCUGCGGGCACAGCUGGGCUACUACUGA